Messenger RNA from Syzygium oleosum, 4496 nucleotides. RefSeq names its product nuclear intron maturase 2, mitochondrial-like. The record is from RefSeq and is a predicted model, not a curated record. Gene Ontology annotation, biological process: mRNA processing. Lineage: Eukaryota; Viridiplantae; Streptophyta; Magnoliopsida; Myrtales; Myrtaceae. The transcript is spliced from 2 exons. The coding region runs from base 558 to 2756 and encodes 732 amino acids.
GCAAAACCAAAAAACUCCCCUUCGACACAAACACAACCCUCGCUCCCUCCCUCCACCGCUCCUCAGUCUCGCCGGAGAUCAACCCACCCUCCGCCGUUCCGUCCCCCGCCCCGUCGGCGCCGCCCCUCCUCCUUCCCGUCUCUUCCCUUCGCCUCUUCUUCUUCUUCUUUUUCUUCUUUGUUCGUCUCUGCGGAACGGGCGUGCGUGCGUUCCAGAUAGCGAUGCUUUCUGUUCGGUUUUCCUCGGGAGAGUGAAUGCUUAUUAUGUGUUGGAGCUCCCUUCCGUUGAUGCUCUCUUCUUGUCUGCUCCGACACCGCGGGAUUGAAUGCAUUGGUACAAUCGGCUCAGAUAGGGUUCCUAUGAUCACGGUUUAGAGAUUGCUGCAGUAGAGAUUAUUCACGGGCCGGCGAUUGAUUUCUUGUGACGGGUUCUUUAUUUUUCACGCCCAAGAAGCGAUUUUUUUACUUCCAUCGGAUGCCUCCUUUGCUCUUGUUCUUGGUGGUUUCUUGGGAGUUGAUGGCGCAAGAAUAAUUCCAGUGUGAUAAGUUUAAUUUGAAAUGCGUCGCGGCAUAUCUUUGUUGACUCGGCGAUUUCUCAAGGACUCGCGUGUUACCAUCACUACUAGUAGGGAUGUUUUUGGCUCUCAUUGUGGUUCUUUGGGUUCGAGAGAUGGUGGUUUUCUUUUGUUUCGGUUUUUCUCGUUUACUCCGAUGCACCGUCGCGGGCCCGAUCCGGAUGACCCCGCCAAUUUGAUAAAAGAAGAUGGGGUGUCUGUUUGUUCACAAAUGUGGAUCGAGAACUUCAAAGAACCUGAUAGAAUUGCUACCAAUUUGAGUUCUUAUCUCAGAAGGUUCGAGUUAUGGGUGUUGGCAUAUCAGAAGGCGUGCAUCGAUGAGACCGGUUCCUAUGUGCCUAAGAGUUCAAUCCAGAGAGCUGAGCUGGAGGACUUGUUGGCGCUGAGAAAUGCUGUUCUUGAUAAUAGGUUUAGAUGGGGUUCUAGGUUGGAGUUUUUCAUGAAGUCACCGAGGGAUAAGACGGAGUAUCAGUCGUUGUCAAAGAGGAAGAUUAAGGCUAUCUUGACUACCACACAGCCGACCCCAUUUCAGGAUAAGAUCGUGCAGGAGGUUUUGCUAAUGAUUUUGGAGCCAAUUUAUGAAGCCAGGUUUUCACAGAAGUCAUUUGCUUUUAGGCCCGGGAGGAAUGCGCAUACGGUGUUGAGGGUGAUUAGGAGGAAUUUUGCAGGGUAUUUGUGGUAUAUAAAGGGGGAUUUGAGUACCAUAUUGGAUGGGAUGAAGGUUGGGUUAGUUAUAGGUUCUUUGAUGAGGGAUGUUAGAGAUAAGAAGAUAGUUGAUUUGGUGAAGGCAGCGUUAAUAACACCAGUCAUAACGAGUAAGCCUGAUGAUGGUGAACAGAAGAAAAAGAAGAAGCGAAAGUAUCAAAAGAAGAGGGUGUUAGCAGAAGAUGAACCAAAGCCCGACCCUUACUGGUUAGAUACAUUUUUCGGGUUUGCACCCGAGGAGGCGGGGAAGCUUCCUCAUUGGGGACAUUGUGGAAUUCUUAGCCCACUUUUGGCUAAUAUAUGCCUCGAUGAGUUAGACCGUUGGAUGGAGAGUAAGAUAAAGGAAUUUUACCGUCCAUCUAAAAGUGACGUUAUAUGGAAUAGCCCAGAAGGGGAAGCAGAGCAUGGGAAUACAUCUUGGCCAGAGUUUGUUCCGACAAGUGGGCCUGAUAAAACUCGGAAGAUGGACUACGUGCGAUUUGGUGGUCACAUUUUGAUCGGUGUUCGGGGCCCGAGAGCGGAUGCGGCAACAUUGAGAAAGCAAUUGAUAGAAUUUUGUGAUCAGAAAUAUAUGCUUAAGCUUGACAAUGAGAGCCUCCCUAUUGAGCACAUCACGAAGGGCAUAAUGUUCCUUGAUCAUGUCUUGUGCCGGAGGGUUGUUUAUCCAACUUUACGUUACACUGCGACUGGGGGAAAGAUAAUUAGUGAGAAGGGUGUGGGCACCCUUUUGUCAGUGACAGCGAGCUUGAAGCAAUGUAUCAGGCAGUUCAGGAAGUUGAAUUUUAUCAAGGGUGACAGAGAUCCUGAUCCGCAACCUUGUUUCAGAAUGUUCCAUGCCACGCAGGCUCACACAAAUGCGCAAAUGAACAAGUUUUUGUCCACAAUGGUUGAGUGGUAUCGGUAUGCUGACAACCGUAAGAAAAUUGUGAACUUCUGUUCAUACAUAAUUAGGGGUUCUCUUGCAAAGCUAUAUGCUGCCAAGUACAAACUCCGUUCACGAGCUAAGGUGUACAAGAUUGGUGCAAGAAACCUGAGUCGUCCAUUAAAGGAAAAGAAAGGACAGUCUCCCGACUACCAUAAUUUGCUGAGGAUGGGUCUUGCUGAGUCUAUUGACGGUCUCCAGUAUACUAGAAUGUCUCUUGUUCCUGAAACUGAUUAUUCUCCUUUCCCUUGUAAUUGGAGACCUGAUCAUGAGAAGGCAUUAGUGGAAUACAUUAGGCUUGAUGACUCGAAGACUUUGGAAGAGCAAAGGAGUUGCAUUCGAGAACAAGGUCUUGUGUCCCCUCAGGAGUACAUUUCAAUGCUCGUUUGGAACUACAAGAGGAAUACUGUCCGAAUGGAUCAGCUGUCCUUGCACAGUAGCAGCGACAAUGGUAUCGAAAAUAGACAGUUACUUUUGGGAUCGAAUCUUGAAAAGAAGGGUGAUGAUUGCAAAGAAGAGCAAGAUGAUGAACGACUUUAUGUGGCACAAGGGUGAAACAUGUUCUCUCUUUGCGAUAAGAAUUUUUCCCUUUUCAGACGUCUAGCUUUCAACUGAGUAGUAAAAGAGAGAUGACUUUGCUAGUAGAGAAACUUAGAUGACUUCUGCAGUAUUAUUGUAAAAUGCAAAGGGAUGUGGUAUCGUGUAUAGUCCUACUUUUAGGAAAAGAAAAAUCUUGGGCCAUGAAAUGGAAUCGGAGCGACAAUUAAUGCUGCCGAUGGAAGAUGUCAGUGUUUUUUCUUCUUUCUCAGGAAUGGUUUUCAUCAUCUGGACUUUAUGAGGCCUUUUCCAUUUCCUUGAUCGUCUCUGGUCAUGAAGAGCAUUUGUUAAUUAUCUGUUUGGCCAGAGUAAUUCUGAAAGUUUUUCUUUUGGUGCUCCCCACUGGCGCUCUUUGACCGGGAGAACAUAGUGGAGGUAAUUCCUUGUCUCUCACCCCAUUAGUGCAUCCUCUUUUUUAUACCUAUUUGCUAAUUAAUGCAGUUUUGAAAGCCAAUGCAACUUUUCCAGAGAAGACUCCACCUUCAAGCUCUCUGAUUCUUUAGUCAGCAGGCAACAGAGCCAUCUUCUUCAGGUAAGUGGUAAGCUUGGGCGCCAAUGGAUGCACACAAGUUCAGUUGAAGUUCCAGCCUAACAUCUCAUCCCUAUCAGUGACUUCUCUACUGUAGUUUUCAUUCUUCAUAUUAACCUAGUAGUGAUGCUUAAAUUGGUUGGACAGGUUGGUUUCAACCCUUUCUAUUCAUGUCUUGCUGGUCAAGGAAGCUUCUAAUUGGAUGCAUUUUUUCUCAAAUAUUAAGUGUAAAGUUGUAUACAGAUUUAAAGAAGUACUGCUUUGUGUGAUGGUUUGAUAUUGUUCUUGAAUUAUGGCUUUACUGAUCAAGUGAUUUAGCUUGUAAAUUUCAUGUUCUUAGAGAUACUGAUUUGAAUAUGGAAGAAAGACGGAAUUUCAAUAGCAUUUGGUUGGUUAUGAUGUGAUUAUCAUUUCUUAGGACUGGUAUAUUUACUUUGUUAUUGAUCAAUAAAAAUUGUGAUCAUGAAGAUGAUCCAUUGAAGCAGUGGAUGCUCUUCAGAUUUGAUUUUUUAGAGCUUAGUCUGUAAAUGCACAAUUUCUGCAGGAAAAAAGCAUAUGAUGAUUUCGAAAAGCAGAUGGGGAAACAUCUUCUAUGGUAGCCAGCCAAUCGGACAAAGCUGGUGAUGUUGUAUAGAUGUCUUUUUGAGUAUUAUCCCCGCCUAUAGAUAUAGAUGGGAGGUAGGCGAGGGUAGCUUGCUUCUGCUCUCCUAGUCUACCUGCACAUGUUAUUCACCAAGAAAAGGCAGCAAGUGGUUCUUCGCUUAGUAGAGCUACCGGCCGCCGGACAAUGACCGCUUCUUGUUCUCGCCCAGCCGCUUCUUUUGAGUUGAUUUUUAUUUAGAAUCCUAGACUAAAGAAGAAGCUCCUGAAUUAGCGCAGGGCCAAAUCAGCAGCAGGACAGUUGGCUUAGCUCGUUCUAUGGCUCGCUCAUUUGGUCCAAUCAAGCAAAGGAGCUCGACAAGCUCUGUCCUUGAUCAACAUGGCUUUGGGAUGCAUCCAGAGGAUGUUCAUUAUUUUGAUUUUCACCUUCUUCGGGGACCUCUUCACUGCUUCCAGAAUAUGUUGACAUGAUUGCCUUGACAAAUUUGACUUUCAACCGAACUCAAUCGAUUGCGAAAUGUCCAAGUUCUUCCAAUAUCUUCAAUAAAAUUUCAUCACUCUGCUCCUCA